GCUUUUUUUCUCACAUGCUUUACCAAAGAAUGAUUUCAAUAAUUUGUAGCAUAAUUAUACAUAAUAGGUCAAAAUUAGAACAAAUUAUUUUAGAAUAAAACAAAGAGGCGAGUUGAAGUUAACAAUCCGUUAGAGAUUUAGAAUUUUGGAACGUGCGAUCGUGUGUAAUCUUGUUUAUAUUUUUGUUAUUGAAUAUUAUUGGUAAACUUGUAGUUCCUGCUUUUCUAUCGUCGUCGUUGCUGUCGUCGGCGCUUAAAUUAUUUUGUCGUUGUUGAUGCCAUCGUCGUCGUUACCUUCCUGCCGUCGACGCUUUAGUUCUUUUGUCGUUGUCGUUGUCGUCGUUAAAUUGCUGUCGUUGUUGUUUUGCCGUUCUUAUUUUUAUUUUAUUUUUUGUCUGCAUGUUAAGGUGGGCUUCUAUGAACACGUUUGGAGCAACAGUUGUGCACGACAGUCGCACAGUAGUUGCACAACAGUCGCCGUUACGAAUUUUCAGAAACACAUGUUGUACAACAGAUCUACACAACAGAUUUUACAGAGCAAAUUGAAGAAGUAAAAUUUUUUUCGAUAUCUACAUCAGUUGCAACACGACAAAUACUGACUUUAAUGAAACCGAUCUUUACAUUUUAAAUCAAUUAGGUUAAAGAUACAAAGUAAAAGAAAUGUUUGUUGCUAUACGUGUCUGGACAAGCAUCUGUAGUUAUGGAAAUAUACAAAGAAGAUAAUAUCUUGUAUUUAUAUAGUUGGAUACAUUAAUUAUUUGGUCUAGUUUGUUGUUUUAUACAUAACACAAGAGUUGAUGUAAUUUUACAAUCAAAUGCGAUUGGAGUAUUCCACACAGAGGAUUAUAGAUAUCAAUCGUUAUUAUGGCAAAUUGUACGUCUAUACUAUCGCGGAUUGAUGUUGACCAGCGACUUUACUUUGUAAUCACAUUCUGUAUACUUUCUCUUCUAGCUUCGUUAGGUAACACUAUCGUGUUAUAUUUAUUCAUUCGAUACAAGAGAUUACGAACGUCAACAAAUAGAUUUCUGGUUUCUUUAGCAAUUGGUGAUUUGUUAUUAGGUGUCGUGCUGGCUCCAGUUAGUAUUGCACAACUAUUGAUACCACCCCACCGCCAAAAUUGCGCUGUGAAUAUAUUAGGAAAUUUCUUAACAACUUUAAUGGCUAUAUCAGGUGUUACACUGGGAUGUAUUGCUUACGACCGAUAUUUGCAUCUAAAGUCAACAGAAAGGUAUCGUCAAAAAAUGACUAGACGUAAACUCAAUCUUAUGAUUAUAUUGCCAUGGUUUACACCAUUAAUAUUGUUGAUAACAAAAGUGUUUGAUGCUACCGUAAACACAGUGACAGUAUUAGUAUUAAUGACUAGCGUUUAUACUGUCUUGCUAUACAGCUACUCCAAAUUGAUGAUGUUAGUAAAGAAUCGAAUACGCCGAGGAGAUAUACCUAUAGACUCUGUACAGGUACGAAAUCGAAAUAUAACCAAUUGUAUUGGUUGGAUUGUAUUGGUAGCAAUCAUAUGUACAGUACCAGUGUUUCUAAAUCGAGUAUGUUUAUUGAUUUAUUUGACGUCAAAGAAAGGUUGGACUGUAUAUGAAAAAUGGCAACCUUUGAUCUUUGCAGUGUCACAUACUUUCUUCAUACUCAAUUCAUGCAUCAAUCCGAUUUUGUACUUUUGGAAACACGCUGGAUUCCGAAAUAGAUUUAAAAAGAUGAUCAGACGAAAACGAAAAAUUAAAACCUACCCUAGCGUAAAUUAGGUGGAAAAAAGGUUAUGAAGCUGAUUUGAAAAACGAAAGAAUUAAAUUUAUUAUCUGUUGA
This is a messenger RNA of Hydractinia symbiolongicarpus, 1815 nucleotides long. RefSeq names its product neuropeptide Y receptor type 2-like. Gene Ontology annotation, molecular function: G protein-coupled receptor activity. The transcript has 2 exons. Gene Ontology annotation, biological process: G protein-coupled receptor signaling pathway. The record is from RefSeq and is a predicted model, not a curated record. Gene Ontology annotation, cellular component: membrane. Lineage: Eukaryota; Metazoa; Cnidaria; Hydrozoa; Anthoathecata; Hydractiniidae. Bases 864 to 1754 code for a protein of 296 amino acids.